Molecule: messenger RNA, 2952 nt
Organism: Leopardus geoffroyi (Geoffroy's cat)
Lineage: Eukaryota; Metazoa; Chordata; Mammalia; Carnivora; Felidae
Gene: CCDC148
Product: coiled-coil domain containing 148
Exons: 15
Coding region: 104-1915 (603 amino acids)
Source: RefSeq, a predicted model, not a curated record
UGAGAACCUAGGAGUGGGCAUUUCACUUUUCCUGCGUCGGGGGAACUCCCUGAGGCCUUGACCUUUGACCUUUGACCUGUGUGCAGCCUCUGCUACUGCAGAUAUGGAGGACAUGAAUAAAAGAGACCAGCCAUUCAUGAUGAUUGAGAAAAAUGAUAGCCCAGACAAUCUGAUGUUCCAUUUGAAAAAUGGAAUGAGAAGUACCAAGUAUAAACCAGUAGACUAUCAACAAUUGCAUGCAUUGACUGAAGCAAAAAAAUUAGCUUCUGCCUCUACAGAGCUAAAGAUCCGAAAAGCAGUGCAGACUUCAAAAGCAUCUAAAGAGCAGACACUAAUAAAACAACACAAGCAAGUGUGGUGGCAGGAACACCAAAGGCUAAAUGACGUCAGGUAUAAAAUGGAAUCUGAAAUAAAAUCCUUUCUCAAUGAAGAGAACAUUGGAAAUGAAUGUCUUACUGACCUUACAAAUUUUGAACAAGAGUUAUCAGAACAAUGGUGCGUGUAUCUUAAAAAUGUGAUAAAUCCUAUUCAGCAGUUGAGAGCAGAUCUGAAAUACAGACAGCAUCACAUUUCCAAGCAUUCAUACUCACAUACUGAGUUUAACUCAGUGAAAGUACUGGAAGAGGUUGACUUUGUGAAGACACAAUUGAAAGCUGUCUUUGAAAGACUUAGCCUGGAGCAACAGAAAAUAGAAAACUAUCUUUCAGACUGGAGUAUGAAAAUACUAGAUCAUUCUUCAGAAGAAAGAUGUAACCUGCUUAGUGAAGUGCCCAUGGAAUUAGAAACCUUGGAAUGCCCAUACCCUGAUUUAAAAUCUUCAGUUCUUAAUGAGUUCUAUAACUUUACAGAGAAAUAUCAAAAGAAACUUCAAGAUGUUGAUCUGCAGUUAGAAGACAUAGCUAGAAAUUUCCACUUAAGUGAAGAAGACCAAUGGAUUUACCAGGCUGUUCUGGAUCAGUAUCCUGCAGAUCUCUGUGGUAGAAGGACUCUGUAUCUCAACAUGUUACAAAGAUAUUUUCCUCACAAAUCUAGGCAUGAUUUGGUGGAACAUGAGAAAUAUUGUGAUCAGUAUCACUUUGCUAGGGAGCAGCGAAGGAUCCUGAUAUCAAAUUGGAAUAAGAACAGGAGAGACUUUAUGAAGAAGGCCAUACUGACACUUGCUGAGGCCUGUGCAGCACAUGCCAUGGAGGGCACGUUGGCAAAGGAUAGGAGAAAGCAACAGGAACUGUGUGCUCAUCUGAAAGCCAAGGUUCUUCAAUGGCGAGCCCAUCAGGAAGAAGUAGCAAGACUGGAAAUGGAAAUUUCUGCCAGAAGAAGAGAAAAGGAGAAGGAGAGAGAGAAGCUAUGGAAGAAGAAGGAAUUGUUUCAAAGAGCAGAGAAGAAAAAGAAAAUAAGAAAAUAUUGGGCUAAAAAAGAACAGAAGUGGCAAGAAGUGGAAAUGAGAGAUCUUCAGCGUCUAGAAGAACUGAAGAAAUUAAUGGCUGAACAGUCAGUAAAAGACAGAGAAAGGGUUAAAUAUAGACAAGAAUUACUGGAAAAGCGUUUGCUGGAGAAAAAAGCAGUGGCCCUCCAAGAAGCUCAUGAAGAAGGCGAGAGAGAGAGGCGACUAGAAGCCCUUAGGAAACAGGUUGCUAUUGUUGCUCAAUUUGAUCCUGUUAGAAUGAUGUCAGACACAAUGGCAUCAAAAGCAAGAAUGGGUAUUGGAACUGAAGAAGAAUUUAUUCUUCAAAAGCCACUCUUUACAUUGAAUACAUACAAUGAAUACCAGAUAAUUUCUGACCCUAGACUCCGUUUUGAGUUAGCAGUUCGAGAAGCUGGACUUCAUAAAACAUUUUAUGCCAGAGAGAUAUUACCAAAAAUCAGUCCUCAAAAACCUCCAAGAAAGGACAUGGAGUCUACUGUAUUUAAAAUCUAGAGUUCUUCUGUAAAUCCUAAUAUAUGGAAACAAGAUUUUUCUUUGAAUACAUUUAUAUAGAUAACAAUUACUACUUUCCAAAAAUUUUUAAAAUAUCAGACAUAGAAAUCAAAGCAUUCAUUAACACAACUUUGUCUUUUAUGACUCUUAGCAUUUCAUGCACUAUUUCCUAUAUCUUUGUUAUGUCUGAUACUACUGAAUUCAGCAAGACUAUGGAACAUAAUUAUAAUGCAUAUGAUACAUAUAUUAUUCAGUAAGCUGCAUAUUGGAGAUUGCAUUAUCCCAUGAAAAGACCUUAAAAUAACCAUUUUCAGGAAUUACAAUUUAUGUUGCUACUACCUGCUAAGGGUCAUUUCUGCUUGUUAUUUCAGAAUUUGACUUUUUAAUUAUGGAAGCUCCAUUAUCAUUAAUACUUCUAUUUCUUGAUUAUUAUAAGAGGAGACUCAACCUUUUUCUAAAUUUAGAAACCAAUUUGGUGUACCAUGUUUACUGCAAACCAAUCAUCCAAACAAUUUCAUUUUGCAAAUUAGCCUUUAAAAAUAAAUUAGAAAUUAGGAACAGCACUUCAAGCAUGGGAAUAUCUGUUUGGGCUUAGAAAAAAAAUGUAUUUGUGUGGUUGUUUAGAAAGAAUAUUUUACAAUUUAUAAUAUUUCAAAUGUUAUCAAAAAUUCCAAAUUAUUUAAUAUCUAGAUGGUUUUAUACAUAAAGAGCAUUUCAAAUAAAUAUCAACCAUAUAUGUCUACUUUAAAAACUUGAUUAAUCAGAAUCACAAGUCAGUGUUGUGGGAAGUUGCCAUUAUUACUGUUAAGACUACCUCCCCUCCCCUUCUUUUUCUUUCUAUUGCAACUUCCUGCCAUUUCCUCCCUACAUCUAUCCCAGAAUUGCUGUUAUUGGAGUAAUGCAAAAAAAAAAUGACAAAGACCAGUCUGACUGGUGGAAUAUUAGGUUUCAUGAUUAUUCCCAACAUGAUGGGAAUAAAUAAUGCAGCAAGCCCAGCUCAUCAGAAUAAACCUUCACAAGAGAUUCUAUGGACAAAA